Messenger RNA from Drosophila innubila, 10432 nucleotides. RefSeq names its product piezo-type mechanosensitive ion channel component (gene Piezo). The transcript is spliced from 29 exons. The record is from RefSeq and is a predicted model, not a curated record. The coding region runs from base 458 to 9028 and encodes 2856 amino acids. NCBI's taxonomy places the organism in Eukaryota, Metazoa, Arthropoda, Insecta, Diptera, Drosophilidae. Gene Ontology annotation, molecular function: monoatomic cation channel activity; mechanosensitive monoatomic ion channel activity. Gene Ontology annotation, cellular component: plasma membrane. Gene Ontology annotation, biological process: regulation of membrane potential; cellular response to mechanical stimulus; detection of mechanical stimulus.
UCGCGUUGAACUUGCGUUGCGAACGGACGUGUUUACGCGGGGGCGUUCUGUAAAAAUCGAAAUCAAAUCGUAACAGAAUAUAUAAUAAUAGCCCAACAAAAAAGUGUGCUUGAAUAUUAAUUAAUUUUCGCAAGUGGCAGUGUGUGUGCUGAUUGCAGCUGUGCAACAAAGUGUUAAUUGCGAGCGCAAUUUAAAAUCAAAAUCAAAAAGAAAGCCAAAGUGAUUUGUUAUUGCAAGAAAUUUGUGUUGUGUUCUGUUGUUGCUGACUCGGCGCGCAACGCGCUGCUUAUGCAAAUGUGCUGCGCUGCGCUGCGUCCUCACACAGCAGUGGCCAAACAAACUGCAGCUGGUCUGAAGCGCCUGCAAGUUUUAUGAAUGAGUCGGACCCGGGGCACAGACACAGGAUCAGCCGCAACGUGUAUAGCAGCAGGAGAAGAAGCAGCCACUGCACAUUAAAAUGGCCUUCAGCUAUGCCUGCCUCGUCCUGCAGCGAGUCGUCGUGCCGGCGGUUCUGGUGCUGGCUUCGCUUAUGCGACCGGUGGGCAUAUCGUUUGUGUACCUGUUGAUGUUCUUCAUGUCGCCCUUCAUCCCGCUGGCCACACGUCGCAACUUCAAGGGCUCCGUGACUGCGUUCUUCAUCAUCUUGCUCGCUUUGAGCACUCUGGUCCUGCUGGGUCACAUUGCGCUCCAAGUGCUGGCUUUGAGCACCACGUUGCCCAUUUACAAUUGCUCCUUAAGCGAGCGUCUGUUGCGGCACAUUGGCUUCAUAAGUUUCAUCAAUCUGAAACCCUUGGCCAUUAUUGAGUGGUUGGCUCCAGAGGUACUCGUUUUGGCCACUUCGCUGGGUUCCUUCCUCACUGUGAAGCGAGUGGCGACACAAACUGUUAAUGCCGAGCAGCUGGAGAAUGGCGAGUUGCCAGAAUCUCAGUCGGAGCAGCAGGUGGCCAUUCAGGAUGCCAAUGGCGGAGAUGUGCAACAGGCAACGGCCACAACGCCGCUGCAACAGCAACAACAGCAGCUGAGGAAACGUGUUUCUAUGAUCAGCCAGCACAUUCACUUCGAGGGAUUGAUCAAGAUAUCUCCUCUGUUCUGUUUGGCCACGUUGUUCUUUGCCGCCGUGCUGCGUCCAUCAGUGCCAGGUGGCUUCUAUUUUCUCAUCUUUCUGCUGGCGGGCACCUACUGGGCAACAUGCCAGACUUUGCAACGGGGCUUCGCAUUGUUGCUGCGUUGCGUGAUGUUCGUCCUUGUGCUGCAUUCGCUGUGCAUUGUUUCCUAUCAAACGCCCUGGAUGCAAAACCAUCUCAAUCACACUAGUCUCACGGCCCGCUUAAUUGGCCUGGAGCCGCUUAUCGAGUCCGAUUGCUCUCCGGAUAUACGUGUCCUGCUGUACAAUAAUACCCUCUCUCUGGACUCGUAUCUGAAUCCUUUUGCCAUGCUCUUUGCCUAUUUUGCGAUGGCCCUGACCACAAAGCACCUCAUCAAGCCACGGCUGGUGCGUCAAAGCACUCGCAAGGCUCGUACUCUUCCGGCUGUGGAAUCAACGGGAGCUACAACAACGGCACCUAGCGGUUCACGUGGCAUUGAUAUACAACUGGACACGAUGGAUCGUCGCUCCGAGCAGGAGAAUAAUACCACAUCCAUACUCGAUCAAAUAUCCUACGGUUUUGUCAGCGUCGGUGGCUUUAUCUAUCAAAAUAGCUAUAUAUUCACCAAUAUUCUUAUGAUGGCCUGGUCCAUAGUCUACCACAGCUGGUUGACCUUUGUGCUCUUACUGUGGGCCAAUGUGCUGUGGAUGAUACCUAAUCAGCGUAAGGCAAUGAUGCGUUCCAGUCCAUUUAUAGUGCUCUAUGCAGAACUGCUGCUGGUGGCCCAAUAUAUCUACGGCAUGGAUCUGAAUAACGAUGAGCUGCCAACCAAAGUUUCAACAGCGGGCAUUAAUUUGCAGCAAAUUGGUUUCGAGCGACCCAUUGAGAAUCAUAUGCGUCCUUGUGUGCCGCUGAUUGUGAAAACCGCCUUUGUGCUGAUGUUCUGGGUGACAUCGCGUCAAUUUUUCAAAGAGAAACGCGACAGACGCAGAGAUAGCACAUUGGCGGAUAUUAUUGCACCGCUGCAGAUAACCGUCGGCUCGGCUGGAUCAAGCUACCUCAUCAACGAUGGCAAGAAGUCCUCAAAGUUCCUAAAGAAAGCCGGUGAUGUGAUUAAAAAUCUAUUGGUGCGUCUAUGGAUUUGGCUGCUCGUUCUGGUCAUCUUUUUGUGUGCCAUAACAGGCGAGGAUAUGACGGGCUUUCGCAUUUGCUAUAUGGCAUUGUUCCUAUUCUUCUUGCUUGUCUUUCAAUCGUCGUCCAAGGCGUGGGUCAAGAUUAUGUAUGGCUUUUGGCUGUUCCUAAUCUUCUAUGCCAUGUCCAUAUUGAUAUUGAUCUAUACAUAUCAAUUUGAUAAGUUCGACAUCUACUGGAAGGACUAUCUCAAUGUGUCCCAAACACUUCAAGCUGAUAUUGGCCUGAAGAUCUACGAGACUAAGGAUCUGUUCCUGCAUCUGGUAUCGCCAACAAUUAUUGUCAUACUCACUGUGAUACAGGUGCACUACUUUCACAAGCGUUUCAUUGCCUCCUUGCAACCACAGGGGCCGUCUGAGACCGCACAUCAGAGACACACAGAGACAACCGCCUUGGAGCCAUCGGCGCCAUCAAAGCGUCGUGGCAGUGCCAGCUCCUUGCGUAGAUCAGUUGGACCCACAGCCGAGGCAGCGGCUGGUGCUACCACCACAGACUUUGAGACAUCUGUGCGUGAUUUGGUGCGCAUAUCAUUUCGCAAGAUUAAAAACAAAUCCGAAUACAUAUUCAAGAGAUUCAAGACCGUCUUUUGGCGAUUCCUCGAGCUGCACAUCAUGAAGGCCGUUUACAUUGCCGCCUUUGUGUGCAGCGUUAGCGAAGUUUGCGUUCUUCACAUUGUCUUUGUGGGCUUCUGUGUGCUGGGCGCCACCUCACGCAAGUCCGUCCAAGUAGUCAUAAGUCGUCUGAUAUCGUUUAUCGUAACCAUCAUUGUGCUCUCCAAGAUGAUAUAUCAAAUUGAGUAUUUGGAUCACAAGCAGUACAGUGUUACCUGUGCCGACAAUCGCUCCACCAACAACGCCGAAUGGAUUGGCCUGAACAAGGCGGAUAAACUGGAGGGCGGCUUGAUGGGUUUGCUGCGCACUUACAUCAUCUACAUGGUCAUUGUGACCAUGCAUGCGGUCAUCUCACUGCGUCAACUACAGAUGCGUGCCAAGAUUGGCGAGAUCAGCGCCAAUCAGCCAAAGUUGCUCUUCCAGAAUAUUACGCGUGCCGAUGCUGAGAAAGACUUGGUUGGUCUGGCCAAGUAUCUGCUUAACUUUGGCUUCUACAAGUUUGGCAUUGAAAUAUCGCUGAUUUCACUCGUUGCGACUAUAACUUAUCGUCAAGAUAUUGUUGCUGUGGCCUAUGCCCUGUGGUUGGUGGUGCUGUUGCUGCUUAGACGUUCCCAGUGUGCCAAAAUGUGGGGCGUAUUCCAGGCCUUCUUUGCCAUCUCCAUAUUAUUACAAUACAUUGUGCUGGUGGGAUUGCCGCCUAGCUGGUGCAUGGUUUAUCCAUGGGAUAAUGGCUCGUUUGGUGAGAGCAUACAACGCUGGACAAUGCUGCCGGGCGCCUUACAUUUCAAUCAUGUGCCAAAGCUAAUCUUUGACUUUAUUGUGCUGAUCAUAUUGAAUCGGCAGAAGAGCAUUUUCUGCAUUGAACAACGCUAUGCCACCAAUGAUGAUUAUCCGGGUGGCAGCAAUCGCAGUGUCAUUGCAGAUAUUGCUCAAUUGGGACGUGUUCCUUUUGAUAAUCCGACGCAUGAUUUCUGCUCCUACAUUCGCAACUAUGCGGACAUCUUGAAGAAUGGCACUUUAUGCGGUUUCUAUUGGUUCACCUUGGCUGUGGUCUUUUUGGCGGGCACAAAUAUUGCGGAUCUGCUGGCACUGGGUUAUUUGAUUGGUGCCUUUAUCUUCCUUUGGCAGGGCUCCGAUUUCUAUCUGCGUCCCAUUAACACCAUCAUCAGUCGCUGGAAAUGGCUGCUGGCCUUCAAUGUGGCCAACAUUCUGAUCAAGACGAGCUUUCAAAUGGCCGGUUGUCUGUUUAUGACGCCAUUAACCACCAAUUGCUGUUGGCUCGUCCAUAUGUUGGGCAUCACCUGCUCCAGCAAUGCGAUAAAUCAGCAACUGCAGCCGCCGGAUGAAACGGAUAUCAUCUUAGGUCCCGGCGAAUGUCCCAAAAUAACGCAUCAUGUGGUGCUGCUCUGGGAUGCGAUUUGUUUUGCAUUUAUUAUCUUUCAGCUGCGCAUCUUCAAGUCGCAUUACUUCUGUCACAUCAUCACGGACACCAAGGCUAACAAUAUACUCGCCUCCAGAGGUGCUGACAUCAUUGAGAGCUUGCGGCAGAAGCAAAUUGCCCAUCGUCAUGACCAUGAGAAGCAGGUGCUGCACAAGAUCAAGCGCAAGAUGGAACGCAUCCGUGCCACACAACAGAAGAUGUUGCGUCCUUUGGAUAAACAAACCCACUUCGAUGGGCAACGCACGCCCUUGGAGCAGUCGUUAUCGGAGGCAGCGCCUUUGGCACAUCAGAGCAGCUUUGUUUCCUGUCAGGGCUCUGGCUAUCAGACGCCCGAUGGUCCCAGCUGCCAUAGUAGCUCUGCAACAUCCUCGCCAGCUCGUGCCUCGAUGCUGUCGAGCAGCAGCAGCAGCGCCGAGAGCGUUGAUAGCGCCGAUGCGGCUGUCAUCAUUGAGCCAGAGAUUAAUAUUAUGCUCUGCGAUGAUGCUAUGGAUUAUGCUGAUGUGCAGUCCGUCAGUGAAGAACCGGAUGAGCCGACUACGCUGAUGCCACCUAAAGCUACUCCCACAGCUGUAAGUGAUGACGGUAAUCCAAGGAAAAUUCCAUUAAAAAUAUGCACUUCCUCGAAGCCAACGACUCCAAGUACUGAAGCACUUUCAACACUGCUUACUGAGGGAUUUCUGGAGCCCAAGCGUAUCUCGUUGGGAUUGGCGCUAUCCGAGCAAAGUGGACAAACAAAUAUGCAAGCUUUGAUGCCGCCCUUGGCGGCAUAUGCAACAGCGAUGGUCUCCAGCGCGGUUGACUCUGCCAAUCUUACGCCCAAUCUGCGACGUCAUCAUCGACGACAAUCUUCGACAAAUGCAGCUGUGUCCUGGAACGAAACAGUGUCCAUUAAACACUCCCCCUUGAAACAGGAUGCGUCGUCGGAGCAUGAGGAGCUGGUGACAAUGCGUGAAAAGUCGCUGCACCGUCGUCAUUUGAGCAUGGGCAAUGCCAGCUACUCGUUGGACGAGGCCCAGUCCCGUCUACGUCGUGCCAGCAACUUGUACGGAGCCAAAGAUGAUGCUGCGCUAAGAUAUGCCCAACGUCCUCAUAGUUGGGGACCCGUCGGUACGGCCUACUAUAUGGAGUCUCUGAUGUGCGCCUUCUAUGAGCCCGCACUGCUGCAUGGACCAUCUACGCGUGCUGGCGACUAUUACAUGUUUGAGGAGAUGGAUGAUAAGUUUGAGCUGGAUUUGAUACAUGAUGAGAUUGAUUUUAUGGAGGAGGAGAACAUCACGGAAAGCGAGAUGAAAAUGCAGCGACGCAAGACGUUAUAUGAUAAAUCAAAGGAUGCGCCCACGGACUUCUUCCCCUCGACCAGCAAAGGCGUCUCCAAGGAACGCGAUGCGGCACACAGCAUAAGCACCCCAAAGACAACGAAGGAUAUAAUCGAUUUGCCAACAACUGCAGCAUUAUCGACGGCACCACGUGAAGCCACCUCGAAGGAAACCUCGGAUAGUAAAUCCAAAAUGGAGCUCGAUAGCGCCGAUGUUACGGCUAAGGACUCUGAUGAGGAUUUCGAUACGAAUCCUAUUAUUCGACUAUUGGAAGGCUUUUUGGUUACGUUAACUAUACGGCUGAAUCGAUUUUCCCGAAAUUAUCGUUUCGUCAAUCGUAUUUUGGCGGGCGAAAAGAAAACUCUGAAGGAAUCGAGCUCACUGAAUCGUCUGGGUCUGUCCAGUGCUGCAGCAAUGUUCAAUUUUCUCAAAUCGAAUCUCGAGAGUGAUGAGAAUGGUGGUCAGCCUGUUACAUCAUCAACACCGCGCCGAUCACAGGUCACGGCAACAACAACACCGCCAACAACAACAUCAGCUACAACAACUACAGACAAUCUCACAAAUGAACACUAUAGCACACCACUUAACACAAAUACAACAACCACACCGCUCUCACCGCAAGAACCACCAGCAACCAGUACACCACACCACCACGAAGAUAUCAUCGAUUUACCCGUAGAUACCGUUGAUGCAGCAACAUCUAGAAAACAAUCAAUCAGUUCAUCGCCGCCAACAAAAGGUGCCGGGGAAUUUAAUCUGGAGGAGGAGAACUUUGCCCAACGUGAUCAUCACAUUAUUGUCGAGGUUUUAAUCUCUUCCUGGUACGCGCUGUUGGCCAAUACGGAUCUCAUUUGUUACAUCGUGGUGUUCAUCAAUCAGGUGGUCAAUGCCAGCAUCAUCUCGUUGCCGUUGCCCAUAAUGGUCUUUCUGUGGGGCACACUAUCCCUACCGCGUCCAACGAAGACCUUUUGGGUCACAUUGAUUGCCUACACUCAGGCCAUUGUGCUGAUCAAGUGCAUCUUUCAGUUUAAAUUGAUUUGGUCCAACUACCAAAAUGUACACAAUCAACCUUUGACUGCCGCCAAAAUCUUUGGCGUUGAGAUGAAGACUCAUUAUGCGGUCUAUGAUUUGAUAUUGUUGUUGGUGCUCUUUCUGCAUCGAUAUCUUCUUAAGUCGCAGGGUCUAUGGAAGUCGGGCUACAAGGAUGUUGAUCAACAGUUCACCAAACCCACGACCAGCAUUGAUGAGCGCGAGGAUAGCGAUAAUUUGUCACAGCCAGAUUCACGUCAGAUCAAUGAGGAUGCCGCCCAAAAGUUGAGCCUGCAAGUUAGCCAGGUUUCCUUGCCAGGCUCGCCGGAGUAUAGCAAGUCAGCCAUUAAUCAAUUGGAACGCACCAAGUACACAUCCUCUUUGCACAAGUUCUUCUUCAGUUUGGUGCACAAAUCCCGACUGGCCACCGAUGUCUACGCCUUGAUGUUCCUCUGCGACUUUGUCAACUUCUUUGUGCUGCUUUUUGGCUUCACAGCAUUUGGCACCCAACAAACGGAGAGCGAUGGCGGCGUGCAAACAUAUCUGGCGGAGAAUAAGGUGCCUGUACCCUUCCUGAUCAUGUUGCUGGUGCAGUUCCUUCUCAUUGUCAUCGAUCGUGCGCUUUAUCUGCGCAAAGCCCUUGUCAACAAGAUUAUAUUCCACUUCUUCUCUGUGAUUGGCAUACACAUCUGGAUGUUCUUUGUGGUACCAGCGGUAACGGAGAGAACUUUUAAUUCCUUGGCACCUCCAAUUAUAUUCUACGUCAUCAAAUGCUUCUAUAUGCUGUUGAGCUCGUAUCAAAUCAAAUCGGGUUAUCCCAAGCGCAUUCUGGGCAACUUCUUUACCAAGGGCUUCUCGAUGGUUAAUAUGAUUGCGUUUAAGGUUUACAUGCAAAUACCGUUCCUUUACGAGCUGCGCACGAUCCUCGAUUGGGUAUGCAUCGACAGCACCAUGACAAUCUUUGACUGGCUUAAGAUGGAGGACAUUUUCUCGAAUAUUUAUCUAAUACGUUGCACACGGCAAUCGGAAACCGAUUUUCCGGCGAUGCGCGCACAGAAAAAAGCUGCAAUUUCCAAGCUCAUCAUGGGCGGCACGGUUGUCCUGCUGAUUGUGAUUUGCAUUUGGGGACCGCUUUGUUUGUUUGCACUUGGCAAUGCCGUCGGCACAUCCAAUGUGCCAUAUCAGGUGUCGUUGUCCAUACGGAUUGGACCCUACGAUCCUAUCUAUACGACCAACAACUACGACAGCAUUUUCGAAAUCGAUUCCAAGAUGUAUGGCGAUAUGACGAGUGCCUUUGCAAAACAGAGCAACAAAAAAGAGGCGUUACCCUUUUUAGCUGGCUAUGAUCCGACGGAUGUGGCAGCUGUCAGGCUGGCAGGGAACUCGCCCUCGCUAUGGAACAUUGCUCCUCCGGACAAGCAGCGCUUAACCAACGAUCUGCGGAACAAUCAUACGCUAAUUGCCCGCUUCUCCUAUUCGCUGACACGCAAGGCGCCGGCCAAGGGUCUGAAGGAGAAUGUGGGAGAUGAGCAUAUUAUAAAGCUGGAUGAAUCAUUCCAAGGACGCACUGCUCUUAUUAAUAUGUUGAACGAAACGCAGGAUCAAUUGGAGACCAGUGAAGGCAAUGGCACCACCCCCACCGGUAAUGGCACCACACCCACUGACAAUAGCAUCACACCUACUGGCAAUAGCACGAACGAGGUAGUUGUAGUGCUGCCGAAUAUGAUACCAAAGUUCAUCAAGGUGCUGAAUUCGGGUGAUGCAUUUGUUGUCACCGUCCUGAGCGGCAAGGAGCAGGAAUAUCGACCUCUCAUCAUUAAAAUGCAUCGUGACAAUGCAACCAAUGGACUCUGGUGGGAGAUACGUGAUUAUUGCAAUGACACCUUUUACAAUACCACAUUGAAGGACUUGCCCUACAGCGACUGUCGCUCCGGCAUUGUCAUGUACACAUUCAAUGACAAAAAGUUCCCAUCCACCUUUAGUUUCCUCACAGCCGGCGGCAUCAUUGGUCUUUAUACAACGUUUGUGUUAUUGGCCUCGCGUUUCAUGAAAUCCUUUAUUGGUGGGCAGAAUCGUAAGAUCAUGUUCGAGGAUUUGCCCUACGUGGACAGGGUGCUGCAACUAUGCCUGGACAUCUACUUGGUGCGUGAGGCAUUGGAAUUCGCUUUGGAGGAGGAUCUAUUUGCCAAAUUGCUCUUCCUGUAUCGCUCGCCGGAAACGUUAAUCAAGUGGACGCGACCCAAGGAGGAAUAUCUGGAUGAUGAUGGCGAUACCGACUCUAUACCAAGUCGGAUGAGUGUACGUCGUCCUGAGCAGCUGCAGCAACAUCAAUAUCAACAGCAACAACAACAAUAACAUAGGUCUUUUAAGUAAUUUAAAUGUUUGAGUUACCUAGGAAUUUGUUUACGUAUUUAGUACGUAUAUUGCGUUAACGUAGGUUUCAUAGUCUUUUUUAAAUUUAUACAGCAGUUAGUUAGAAAUGAAGAAAAACAAAAUAUGGAUAAGUAAAAGUCGAAAAUGGAAAAACUGAAUCACCAAAAUUAAUUAAUACAGCAUCCCAACAAACACUUACAGUUAAUUACAUUAAUAAUUGUGUAGUUAAAUAAUGUCAAGUACUGCCGCAAUGUGAAAACUAUGUAAAAGUCGAUGAAAAUUGUACACCAACUAAUUAUAACUAGUACAUGUCUUAAGUAUAGCAAUUGUAACUAAUGAAUUAAGUGAAAAGUAAGCGAAAAAUGUUGCUGUUUAACUAAUCGAAUUAAUAACGAACUAAUUAAUAAUUUGUCUAGGUUAUUAACUAAGUCAUACUUAUAUAUGUAUGUGUGUAUAAACUCUAUUAUAAUUAUUGUUAUAAUUAUAAUAAUAAUAAGGAGAACUCAUAUUCAGGGAUUUUUAGCAUUUUACAAAACUUAAUUGUAAAUUAAUAAAAAACUAAAGAACAAUUUCAAGUAAAAACUUAAACUAGGCAUGAAGCAUUCAACUUAUUUACAUAAAUAAGUUCAAUCAACAAUAAAUGUUUUAUAAUAAUAAUAAUAUUUAUUAAACAUAAAUGAAUUUCGUGUCGUGUGCGCAAGCUUCAUAUUUUUUACAUAAGUAUUUAUGUUGCCUUUGAAGAAAAAAGAAACAAUAAUAAUUUAAAUGAUAUUAUGUAUGCAUAUGUUGGAAAUGUUUGUUAUGGAAAUUAUUGAACUAUAUAUAUAGAUACAUAUUGUGAAACGUGCGUAUAUGUUGCAUGCAUAUUUAUAUAAAGCGUUGAAUUUAUUUAUAGGCAUAUCACAUUAACAUAUUUUUGUAUAUCGAAUGCAAAUUGUAUUAUUUGCUUAAUGGAUAAGCGGCAAUGUCAUAUCAAAUGCAAUAAUUAAAAGGCUUACAACGCACUCUGCUUAUUCAAAAUUGUCAAAAAUGUCAUCAUGAAAUACGCCUGCGUAUACUUAACAUGUAUCUCGAAUGGGUAAUCUCCAACUAGAUUUAGAUUAAACACACAUCUAGAAACAUCAACACACUAUAACACACACAGGCCAACUUAAAAUAUUAUGUGCUAUUUUAUACAUAUUUAAAUGAAUUAAAAAAUGAAAAUCAACUAAUUUUUGUACCAAGAAGCGAAAAUAUAAUCAUAAAAGUAAAAGUAUAUUUAACAAAAACAACAACUAAAAUGUACCUAUUUUUAGCGAUUAAUAUUUAAAAUUAGCUUACAAAAAAUCAAAGUAAUUGCAAUGACUACAAAUAGAGAAUCAAAAAUUUAUUGUAUCAAUUGAUAAA